Messenger RNA from Durio zibethinus, 1447 nucleotides. RefSeq names its product wall-associated receptor kinase-like 10. NCBI's taxonomy places the organism in Eukaryota, Viridiplantae, Streptophyta, Magnoliopsida, Malvales, Malvaceae. The record is from RefSeq and is a predicted model, not a curated record. Gene Ontology annotation, molecular function: polysaccharide binding.
UCUCUAAUUUCACUCUCUAAUUCUCUGUAUAGCCAGAAAAUGAAGCUAAACCACUCUUCCAUCACUCUCCCCUUCAUCUAUUUGAUCUUUCUUUCUUCCCUGGUCUCAUCUCAGGCCUGCCAGAGAACCUGCGGCAAUCUGCCUAUUAAGUACCCAUUUGGAACUGGCGCUGGCUGCGGUGAUCCACGCUUUCAGCAAUAUGUAACUUGUGACCAGCAAAAACUCACCUUGACAACGCACACUGGCAACUACCCCAUAACCAACAUAGAUUACAGCAACCAAAUCAUAUACAUCUCAGAUCCUUCCAUGUCAACUUGCGCUUGCUGUCGGCCAAGCAAAGGCUUUGGCCUCGACUGGGAUGCUCCCUUUUCUUUCACAGACGAUAAUGUCUUCACUCUCCUUGACUGCUCAACCACUUCAUCACCUAUUUUUAGAUCAAACAGCUAUAAUGUUGAUAACAGCAGUGCUGUUCCCCUAUGUGACAAACAAGGUGAUCCAAUUUGUAGUUACUUGUAUUCUUGCAGUGCAAUUAGCAUACUCAAUCUCCCAAUAUCCACAUGUUGUGUUUAUACGCCUGUGGAUCUCGGCCCAUCUUUCGAAUUUAAUUUGCAGAAGUUGCAGUGCUCUUCAUAUUCGGUUUUCUAUAGCUUCAGUGGCCAGGAAUCUAACCCUGAUAACUGGAAGUACGGAAUAUCUCUCAAGUAUAAGUUUAAUGUAUAUAAUGACUAUCCAAACGCGUGCGCAGAUUGUGAGAAAAGCAAUGGGGUCUGUGGUUACACUGGAAGUUACAAUUCAUUUAUUUGCAACUGUCCUACUGGCAUAAGCACCACAUCUACUUGUUUCUUUGUAUCAUCGUUUGGUAAUGGUUGGAGGCUACUCCCACUAAAGACAGGAACUUUGCUGAUCUAUCCUCUGCCAUGGAUUCUGGCCAUGUUCCUGCUAUAGGCAACAAUUAUUGAAGGACAAAAUUCCAACUACCAAAUUGAAUUAAAAUGCUGAAGUUUGACUUUGCUUUGUUGUUUCUAGGACUUUUGCAAUGCGAGAGCACAAAAAGUUAAAACUUCUACGCACUUUGGAUAAGAAAAAAAAUGCUUUAUUAAUUUUGUGGUUUAUCAGCAGAUGGAAGAAUCGGGUAAAAGACAGUACUUUCGUUUCUUUAAUUACCUUUACGUCUAGUCGGUGGAAAUAAACACUUUAUUACCUUGGGGAUGAAGUUAUUACAUGCGUUUAAUUAGGCCAAAAGAUUUUGUAUCGUAGGGAGUACAUAAAGUGAUUCAAGAUAGUGGUCCAUCCAUCAAAGCAAGCUAAAAUUAGGAAAAUCUACGUGCAGUCGUUUUUUUCUCUUUAUAACCAAAAAAUUAUUUUUUUUUUACAAAAUUAUCGAUAAAAUAAUUUACACCUGCGGUAAUUACUUUUGAAUCAUUCAACCACACACUUAAUUUUUCUU